AUGCUAGUUCCAAUACCACACGGACAAAAAGAAAAUGAAAAAGAACCAGGCAGAGUGUCAAAAUACACGACACAAUCAACUGGGACACAAGAAAUAGACACAGAAGCAUCGCUAAAUGAAGAUUUUGAUGAGGCUUGCAAUUCAGAAGCACAUGCAUUUAAAAGUACUCUUGAGGAAUUUAUAAAAGAGCCAAGAGUCGAACUCAUUGAUCGACUGCACUUGAUUUUGUUGGAUAGCAACAUGCAAUUUCAAGCAGCAAUCCAAAAAAUGACCUGUAAAAUACUUCCAUAUUUGGAAAAAAGCGAGUUUUACGAUAAAAUUUGUCUGAUGCUUUCAGACAUUUCACAUUACAAUCCUGGAGCUGCAAGUUUAUUGCUGGAGUUUGAUAUUUUUUCUAAGCUAGACUACUCAAAGAGUAUUUCAUUUUCACUUAUUCUGAGUAUUUGUGAUGAUAACAGUACGGCCUGGAGUACUUUUAGGGAAAACCAUUUAAAACCUGAAUUCAAUAAGAAUCAAUAUAUAAAAAUGCUAUUAGACAAUAACCAAACACACAACAAACACAUUGACUAA
Molecule: messenger RNA, 570 nt
Organism: Vittaforma corneae ATCC 50505
Lineage: Eukaryota; Fungi; Microsporidia; Nosematidae
Exons: 1
Coding region: 1-570 (189 amino acids)
Source: RefSeq, a predicted model, not a curated record